UGCUGCAUCUGACUUGACAAGGUAGACUCCGGGCGUGGACGCAGACUGACUGUAGAUCGCCGGCUUUGAAGUCUGGGUGGUACAUCCUUGACUGUGACCCCACUCUCGAGCUGAUGCAAUGGCUUUAGAAAUCACUUCCUCCACUUUGAUGAUCCUGUUGUUGAAUACGAGUUGAUUUCUUGCUACCCACAGUUGCCAUGCGAUCCAUGGAGCCAAACAGCCCAACACCACUCCCGUGGGAGGGAACACUGGGGCAGAGUUCUAUACCUGUUGAGCAAACCCACAAUGAAGGAACAGAUGAUCUAUAGAUUCAGUGUAAAUCUAGCGGUAAAACUUUAAUUGUAGUCGCCGAGGGUGUUGUAGACAACGGUCACGCCUAGAGACCCGCAUCGAAACGUUAUACGCUUCCACGCGCCGAUGUCGGAGACACGUUGGAAUCGAUCUAGCAAUGAACGAAGCGACAACUCCGAGAUGCAACACAGAAGAGUUGUAAUAGAGAACAGUCAUGGUGAGAAAGUCGUGGGAGUUUUGCAUGAUACCGGCUCAACGGAGACUGUUGUCAUUUGCCAUGGCUUUCGGUCCUCAAAGGAUCGGAUUCCCAUGCGGACUAUUGCCAAUGUCUUUGAAAGAGCCAUGAUCAGUUCUUUCCGGUUUGAUUUCGCUGGCAACGGGGAAAGCCAAGGAUCAUUUGAGUAUGGUAACUAUCGCCGUGAAGCUGAAGAUCUUCGCUCCGUUCUUCAACACUUGCGUGGGGAGAACCGUGAAAUUUCUGCUAUCAUCGGACAUAGCAAAGGUGGGAGUGUGGUACUUCUGUAUGCAGCAAAGUACAAGGAUGUGAAGACUGUUGUGAAUAUCUCUGGACGGUUUUAUCUUGAAAGAGGAAUAGAAAUGCGGCUUGGUAAGGACUACUUGAAGAGAAUCAAGGAGAAUGGGUUCAUCGAUGUUAGGAACAGAAACGGAAAGUUUGAAUACCGAGUUACUGAAGAGAGUCUAAUGGACCGUAUCACAACCAAUACUCAUGAAGCAUGUCUCUCAAUUCAUGAAAACUGCAGGGUGCUAACAGUUCAUGGAUCAAACGAUAUGAUAGUGCAUGUAACAGAAGCAUCAGAAUUCGCCAAAUACAUAAAGAAUCAUAAACUGUGUCUUAUUGAAGGAGCUGAUCAUGAGUUCACUUCUCACCAGCAUCAGCUUGCUUCUACUGUUUUAUCAUUCUUCAAACUGGAUCUCAAGAAAGCUGAUGAUGAUGUCAGUACAAGUAACCGAGACCACAUAAGAUCAGCGCUUAUGAUCAAGUCGCGAAUUUAAAUAGCUUCGUUCAAUACAGGCUGCCAAGAUUAACGUUUAGGGUGGUCUGGUUUAAGCACAUCAAAAGUUCUUUUGAUUGAUAAAGUUUUUUCAUGGCAGUUAACUAUGCACACUCAGGUUGUCUUUUAAGGGAUAAUUCAAUUUAUACAAUAAGCCAACCAUCGAUUCUUUGAUCUGGAUGUGGAAUAAAGAAAUCAGUCCUCAUUUCAAAGCACAUUUUAAAUGUCAUAAACAGAGAUGCUUGGAGAAACCUGACAGGGAUUAUCACAACCGAAGAAAGAAAAUAGUAUAUGAUAAUUCAACUAUACGUUACGUUGCAAGUUAUUAUCUCGUAGCGUUUCCACCAAACACAUGAACCUGCCAUGCCA
Messenger RNA from Brassica rapa (field mustard), 1673 nucleotides. RefSeq lists its product as uncharacterized. The record is from RefSeq and is a predicted model, not a curated record. Lineage: Eukaryota; Viridiplantae; Streptophyta; Magnoliopsida; Brassicales; Brassicaceae.